AUGGGCGCGCUUCGCCAUCGCUUUCUGCUCGCGCUCGUCCUCGUGGCGUCUCUAAACUUCCUCGCGGUUUUCGCGGCGCUGCCUCCGCCGGAUGGGUACUACGGCGCGAGUGAGCCGGCGCUGGAAGAAGCAUACGACCAGCGCGCGCUCCUGGAGGCCGAAAGCGAUGCCUCGCUUGACUCCGUUGACUUCGACUCCGUUGACUUGGAGGACCCGCGGGUGCUUCUCACGGUGGCGGAUGCAGCGGCGGACUUGAAGCAGACGUCGGACGACCUCAGCGGCAGCGUGAAGAAAGCUCUCGGGCAGGCGGGGAGGAACGUGCGCAACUCGGUCAGCUCCAUGGUCGGAGUCCCGCCCAAGAACGGCAAGAAGAAGCACCACCGCCGCGGCGGGAAGAAAACUGCGCGCCGCGGCGGGAAGAAAACUGGGCCCGCGGGAGCUCGUAACCGAAACUCGGGCGCGGCAGUCCCCAAGGCGUCCGCUGCGGGGGUUCCGAAGAAGCAGGGGGCGGGAGGUAAGCUCAACUCCGGCGCAAACCCCAAAAAGCCCGCUGCUGCCGCAGAUGGCGCGACGGGAGUUCCUAAGAAGCAGGAGGCGGGAGCUAAGGACACCUCGGGCGCAGCACCCAAGUCACCCGCUGCUCCCGCUGCUGCAAACGAGCCGCGCGCGCUCCUCGAGGCGGCCGACAGCGAUGCCGUGAUUGACUCCGUUGACUCGUUUGACUUCGACUCCGUUGACUUGGAGGACCCGCGGGUGCUUCUCUCGAUGGCGGAUGCAGCGGCGGACUUGAAGCAGACGUCGGACGACCUCAGCGGCAGCGUGAAGAAAGCUCUCGGGCAGGCGGGGAGGAACGUGCGCAACUCGGUCAGCUCCAUGGUCGGAGUCCCGCCCAAGAACGGCAAGAAGAAGCACCACCGCCGCGGCGGGAAGAAAACUGGGCCGGCUAAGAAGCACCACCGCCGCGGCGGGAAGAAAGCUGGGCCGGUGGGAGCUCGUAAGCGCAACUCGGGCGCGGCAGCCCCCAAGACGCCCGCCGCUCCCGGCGCUGCUGGCGGGAAGGGGGUUUCGAAGAAUCAGGCGGGAGGUAAGCUCAAGUCCGGCGCAGCAGCCCCCAAGACGCUCGCCGUUCCCGCUGCUGCCAUGGCGGCCGCCCUGAAGGCGCAGGCGCCGGGAGCAAAGGGCACCUCGGGCGCAGCCCCCAAGCCCACCGCUGCCAGCAGUGCUGCGAGCAGAAAUAGAAGGCAAGAGAUGGGCUGCAAGGAUAGAAGGGGGUAG
Molecule: messenger RNA, 1275 nt
Organism: Closterium sp. Naga37s-1
Lineage: Eukaryota; Viridiplantae; Streptophyta; Zygnematophyceae; Desmidiales; Closteriaceae
Source: the annotation of a GenBank genome assembly